Molecule: messenger RNA, 2304 nt
Organism: Rhagoletis pomonella (apple maggot)
Lineage: Eukaryota; Metazoa; Arthropoda; Insecta; Diptera; Tephritidae
Exons: 1
Coding region: 1-2304 (767 amino acids)
Source: RefSeq, a predicted model, not a curated record
AUGAACGCGGCGUACGUAAAACCACCUAAACCGCUGGCAGUGGAUACUGACAACGCAGCACAGGCAUGGAGUCAGUGGCAUCAGCAGUACACAUGGUUUUCAGUGGCUGCAGAACUGGAGAAAAAACCAGCGGAGAUUCAAGUGGCCACGUUUAUGACGGCAAUAGGGCCGGAGGCACUUAAUAUUUAUAAUUCGUUUUCACUAAGCGAUGUGGAAAAAAAGAGUGUCUCAACAAUUAUAAAAAAGUUUGAUGAAUAUUUUGCACCUAAAGUAAACGUUACUUUUGAGAGAUACUCAUUUAACAUCAUGACACAGAAAUCUGGGGAACCGUUCGACGAGUUUCUAACGAGAAUAAAGAACCAAAGCAGAAAAUGUGAAUUUGGUGAGCUAACGGACGCUUUACUGCGAGACAAAAUUGUUUGCGGCGUUCAAAGUGACGCCGUUCGAGAGAAGCUGCUAUCUGUCGAAGAGAUAACCUUGGAAAAGGCAAUUAAGACUUGUCGAGCUAGCGAAGCAGCAACGCAACAACUAAAAGAGCUUCACAAAGAAGACACGGAGGUUAAUGUUCUAAAAAAAGUAAAACAGAGAAAUGCACAGUAUGCGCACUCGUCCUACUCAACUCCAAAAGCAAAACUAAAGCAAAAAGAGCGCGAGUGUAGGUUUUGUGGGUAUCUGCAUGAGGAAAACCGUUGUCCGGCCUACAACAAAAGUUGCAAUCAAUGUCACCGCAGAGGGCACUUCGCAAAAAUGUGUUUAAGCAGAAAACAACGAGUAUUUGAGCUUACUAAAGAAGCGACGCCAGAACGAGUAGAAAGCGAAGAAAAUAUAAGUGAAGACGAAUUGUUCGUCAACACAGUUAAUACAAACUUCGACACUAGCCGCAGCUGGUGUGAGCAAAUUAUUGUUGAAAAUAGAACAAUUAAGGUGAAGCUCGAUUCUGGAGCUCAGUGUAACGUCUUACUGAAGUCGAUUUGCAAUAAAAUGAAAAUUAAAAUUUUACCGGCUACAACGAAAAAAUUGGUAGCUUUUAACAACAGCAAAGUGAGUGUAUGUGGCGAAAUUAACGCGAAGUGCCAAGUCCGCGACAAAAAUUUAACAAUUAACUUCAAAAUUGUUGACGGUGCAGUUUCGCCUUUACUAGGAAAAGAGGAUUGUGAACGAAGCGGCCUAAUUUUGCGAGUAACCGAACUAAAGUCGGACGAUGAAAUCUUCAGUGGGCUUGGAUGCGUGAGGAACUAUGAGUAUGAUAUAGAUUUGAUUCCAAAUCCCCGCUUCGAGACAUAUGCUGCAAGGAAAGUGCCUCAUAGUAUACGGGACGAAGUAAAGAAGGAAAUUGAUAAAAUGGUAAGCAUGAACGUUUUAGAAAAAACUAAUGAAGUCACGCCAGCGGCUUCCCCCAUGGUAGUUAUAAGACAGAAAAACAAAAUACGAAUUUGCAUUGAUCCUUCAGAUAUAAACAAGAAUCUCAUUCGAAGAUACUACCCACUAAAGACAGUUGAGGAGAUAGUAGCGAGAGUUAAAGGCUCGAAGUGGUUUACUCUUUUGGAUUGUAAACGCGGAUUUUGGCAAAUGAAAGUGUCUCCUCGAACAUCCAAAAUUUUAACAAUGGCUACACCUUGGGGUAGAUAUUCUUAUAAAAGAUUGCCGUUUGGAUUGGCAUCGGCACCAGAGGUAUACCAAAAAAUUAUGUCUGACCUUCUAGAAGGAGUUGAAAAUGUUGAAGUAUCCAUGGACGACGUUCUAAUAUUUGCGAAAACUAAAGAAAAAUUACACGAAAUUACACAAACAGUAAUGCAAAAGCUAAAGAGUUGUGGUCUUAAGCUCAACAAAGAAAAGUGUGUUUUUGCUACUAAUCGAAUUAAGUUCUUAGGUCAUGUCUUAACCGAAAACGGGCUGUGUGCGGAUCCGGAUAAGAUAACAGCCAUCCGCAAUUUGAAUCAACCCAAAAAUAAAACCGAGCUACAACGUCUUUUGGGCAUGGCUACUUAUCUAAGUAAGUUUAUAAAAAAUUUUUCCGAAAUAACGCAACCUUUGCGUAUUUUACUUAAAAAAGACUCCGCAUGGAUUUGGGCAGAACCUCAAAAAGCUGCAUUUAAACGGCUGAAAUCGGUGUUUUCCAGCGCGCCAGUGUUACGGUUUUACGGCCCAAACAUCGACGUCAAAUUGCAGGUAGAUUCAAGCAACGCAAGUGUAGGCGCAGUAUUACUGCAAGAUGAUCAGCCAGUUGCGUACGCCUCAAAGGCACUAACAGCUCACCACAGCACGAAAUUGAACCCGUUGUCAAAUCUAGGUAUGGACGGAUAA